AGCUUUGGGUUUAGUAUUUUUGACAUUCAAUGUUUAGUUUUGAUGUUUAACAUUCAGAUUUUUAUUUCUCAUUCAGACUGAACUUUUAACAUUAAUAUCUUUAACAUUUAGAUCUAAUUCUCAACACUAUUUUUUUUACGUUUUGUUUUAAGACUAAAAAUUUUACAUUAAGAUUUAUAUUGAACAUUUGGAUUUGUUAAACUUAGAUUCAGGUUUAACAGUGACAUUAUCUUCCAGUUUGCCUUUUUCCUUCUUUGCACUGUUAACUUGAUACAUGACAGAAUAAAGGAACAAUCAACUCUGUAUGCCACUUGGCCAAAAGCACAGCCAUAGACUGUAUAUAGUAUGGUUAAGCUGACAGAAAAAAAUCCAUCUCAAUCUCAUCAUCAAGGUAUGUUAUUCAACUGUGUGAAGUUUGAUUUCAUGGGAUUUCAGACAGAUUAAUGUGUUUCAGUUGUUAUUGUAAUUUUAACAUGUGAACAUACAGAUUGUGGGACUAACAAAUCUAGAUAAUGCGGCUGUAUGGUUCAAUCAGCCUGAAACUGGUCUAAGCAUUUUUUCUUUGUCUCAAAGUUUGCACGCCAGGCUCUGACUGGAAAGUUGAAAAGCAUAAAUGUGAUGCUGGGAAGCCAAGAUGAAGACUAAACCAAAGAAAAAGUGUACAUUUAGAAAGACGAAGCAGUCUUACCCUACAUUUAAAAGAUACAAGGUUUUUAAAGUGACCGUGUUUCCAUCAUUUGACAUCCUGUUUGCCUCUUGCCAACACAUUUGUGGGUGUGUAUGGUAUAUGAUGUAGUAGGUCAACUUGGAAAUAGCACAGUAGUGACCAGUGGAAAAGGGGCAUGUCGCCACCUACUGUAGCGAUUGUGGAAAUGCUUCUGUCUAUAAUUUCAAUACCAGUGGUCCAGUUGAAUUGCUUUAUCAACCUAUUACUGUAGUUCAGCUUAACUGUACAUGUAAAUGUAGGAGCUGAAUGUGGAGAAAUGUUAUUUUUAGAAAAAGAAGCUCUUUCUAAAUCCCUGAAGGAAAAUUCAAUUGUCUGUAGUCUCAUGUGCCAUGUCUCAAGUCGUCUACGAUUUAUAGAUGAAUUGAAAAGUCAAAUGGCUGUGGGUACAAAAGAUCUUCUGAAUCUUUGUGAGAGGAGCCAUCCACUUCGAUUGGCCCUUUGGUCAACACCAUAACACCAUCAAGGUGUUACAAAGUGGGUGAUCCAUUUCCCUUAGAAUAGACUCCACCUUCCUCAGUGGACAUCCCUCCACCACAUCCUCCAGUGAGUCCAACUUGAUACCAACGACAGAGCCAGCUUUUUAAAUCAGUCUGUUCAGUCGUCUUGCAUCUUUGUGUUUGAUACCGCCUCCCCAGCAGACUGCAGCAUAGAACCGAACACAGUAGACACCACAGACUGAUAAAACAUCUGCAGCAUCUAACCACAGAUGUCUUCUCAGGCAAAAGAGGUGGCUCUGCUCCUUUUUUGUAUAUGAAAUCCACAAAAUCGGCACCUCAUACAGGCAGUUUGUCUCUACAUUUGUUGGCUUGCUCAUACCUGUUAGUGUAUACAGAGGAUAUAGCACGCAGACACACACCCAGAGAGAAACAAAGACAUGUUGAUCCUCACUAACGCAUUUAUUGCGGCAUGUUAAUUUGAACAGUAGCUGUUAAGACAUGCUGAUAAUUACAACAGUAGAUUAUUUGUUGAAUGCAUUGAUGAAACACAGUUAGUUGUUGUUGUUAUUAUUAUUAUUAUUAUUAUUAUUAUUAUUAUUAUUAUUACCAAGUUAACUGGCAUAUAAUGAUGAAUAACCAUCUUCAUGCUGAUCAACCUGGGUUCACAGAUCUCCUACAGGCAGAUGCAAAGUUCACGCUAUGCUGCAUGUCUAAACUCAUCCAACAUUAUGGCAUUAUGAAGUUAUCUCAUGCAUCCUGUCACUGUUCACAUACCCAAAGCUUUGCAUAUUGAAUUGAAACUGGUCGGGUUACUCUGUUAUUUUAAAGUGAGGACAUCUGGAUUUGUCUGGAUAUGUGAGAUCUGCAGGGAUGUUACAGAACUUAAAGCCUCACCGUCAGCCUUGGGAUGAGUUACUCCUUCUUGAUUCUUACACUGUUAGAAGGAAGGUUAAAGAUACACUGUGUCAUGAAGUAAUUCAUACACUGACUUGUGGUGCAAAGUAGUGAUGGGCAUGGCAGUUCUUUUAGAUGUACUGAAUCACUAGAAUCAGUUCACUAAGAAGAUUUGUUCAAAAGAUUCGUUCACCAAAUCAGCGCUUGGCGGGAGGAGUCUGCGACUCCGACCUCCUGAACUGAUACACAGCUGAACGGUUCAGGAUUCAGUUCAGUUCAUAGUCUUUGGGACCGGGAGAGGAGAGUGUUUGGGAACUGUGUUGAAACUGUGUUGCUUUGGCAAUCAGGUUUGUAAAAUGAACUUGUCAUGAUGUUUUAAGUGUACUGUCCUGUGGUUUGCUAUUUAUCAAGUCUGCUCGGUAAAUUACGCUCAGUGAGUAACUCGUUCGCUGAACGUUUAGAAGAAUUCACACUGAACAUGCACCGUUCCCUCACAAACCACUGCAAUAAUAGGAUGCUGCAAGUUUUAUGCACUACUUGUUACAUGUUGUGUCCCAUUGUAUGCAAGUUGUUGUGGUGGCAAUUAAGCAGAAAAAAAAAAGUUAUUUUUGUCCGACAAAAAUGAUUCCAGAGAGUGUAGUUCAACGCGUGAUUCUUGUGUCGGUGUAUGUGGUCCCUCGUCUGCUGGCUGCUCGCCUCGUAAUGCUGCGUGCUGCUGAUGUGCGCUGUUGACAGCUCAACUGAAGUGAGAAACAAACGAAUCACUUGAGAAAGUGAUUUAGUUCAGAAAGUUCACUUAAAAUAUUUGGUUCUUUUGAGUGAAUGGUUUAUGAAUGACACAACACUAGUGCAAAGGAGAAAACGUUUCUUUAAGAUUGUAAUUAUUGUAACUAUAGGAUGUGCUUUGGUAGUCAAACGUGUUUCCACGCCCUUUGUUCCUAAACAUUUGUCUCUGUUCCAAACUUGUUCAGCACAAGUGAACACAUAAUUAAAAACAGGUUUACAUUAUACACAACACACUCCACUGUCCCUGGCUGAAAUCUUCUCUGUCCUGUGUAGAUAGUUAAUUUUUUAAGAGCUUUUUUGUGUGCCUGCAAACUUUUCCCCAACCAAUUAAAACCCUUUGAAAUCUGUCGAAAAAACCCCAAGGCUUGAGUAUCUCAUUAGCUCCUUCUACGCUCAUAUAUUCCAGGAUAAGAAACACAUGAGAACUGAGUCAGCUCUGCCUCUAACAAACCACACAGCAGCAUAAUGUGAGCUUGAAUAAAUCUCCAGAAUAAAUCACCUAUCAUUUUUAUGAUAGGUGAAAGUAAAUAAGAUUAACCCUAACCCUAAACCUAACCAUUUUUUGUUCAGAAGACUGUACUUAAGCAUAAAAAAGAAAUGAUAAGCAAACAGUGCUUUGUCCACAGGGGGGCGCCAAUAUAGACAAAAAACAAAAGUUCUGCACAGGAGCUUUUUUUCCAAGACAUUAAAAGUGACUUUACAUCUAUUAAGAUGUGCCUUGAUCAAUCAGAAAUGAGGUCAAUCAUGAUUAACUAUUGAAAGCAAUUGAUAAUGAUAAAAAAAAUCAACCUUAAACAGCUCUAGUUUUUGCGCUUUUAUAGUCUUUUCCAAGUGAACAAAAUUUCCAGUGGAGUUUUACGUUCUCAUUCUAGCCACUGCCGGACUAGUUUGCUUUUGUAGGUGGCAUCGUUGUUUACUUCUGUAUGUUUUAUUGCCGGAUAAUUCCUUAUAGUAUUUCUGAGGCAAAAGUCUAAGUGCACCAUCCUUUAGGAUAUAAGCUUGAUUUAUUCAUUACUCAUUACUGCACAUGCUAUUUGUGGGGUAAGAAUAAAGACAAAAAAACAAGAAAAGGCAUUAGAUAAACAUCAAGAAAAUGCACUCCUCUUAUUUAUGCGCUGUUACUGAACAAGCUUCAUUUACACAUACAAUGAUCUAUGCACAAACAGAGUUGUAUGGACAUACACCAAUGGAGACACAUAAGAGUGAGGGUCUGCGCACAGACAAGUGCACUGAGCAGUUGAGGACUUGCACAAAGACACUUUGGCAGAGAAAGGGAAGAGCCCAUUUUCCACACUUAGAUCCACAUCAGGGCACACCGGUGACCCCUCCCCUGCACCAAAGCCAAGUCCAUGCAGGCUGAGCUCCUGUCGUGAAUGACUCAUAUAGGUAUUAUACACAUAAUCUGCAGAUUGAGGAAUUGCUCAAUGACUGUUGCAGUGGUUAAGAGGGUGUUGUCUCUUCACCAUAAACAAAGACAUUUAUUCUUCAGGUUGAAAAUAUUGGGAGCCCAUAAUGCUGCAUUGAAAGCACUUACAGUUCAUCCCAAGAUAAGGACAAAAGUAGAGCAAAAAAGUAGAACGUACAAAUAUUUGUUAACAAACUGAGUGACCUUAACUGUAGGUAAUCAAUAGUAGAUGCGCAUCUAUAAUCCUUGUGGUCAAGGGUUUUGGUUUUGUGUCAACAAAAAGAAACGUCAUAUGCGAUCUUCAUGUUCCAAUUUGUGAUGGGAAGUUGUCUUUUGAAAUGGAAAUAUACAAUUUAAAAACUGAUGGUGUGAGACAGUCAAAAAUUUAUGAAAUAUGUGGUCAGAAUUGUAGCAUGGUCGAGGCACUUUUUUUUGUACUUAGUACUUUGUCAGGGCUCUUUUAGAAGAAUUACCACAUUAGUACAACGUGACAUGUGGCUUUCAAUCACUGGGAGCAUAAAGUGCUCUAAAAUCUCCUGGUGGACUUUAGGCUAAAUUGAUUGUAGAUUUGAUAAAACACUACGGACCAACACCAGAAGAUGAGAUGGCAUCACAACUGGUCACAUACUGUGGAAACUUCAUGUUACCUUAGACUCUGGGCCUCUCUGACCGUCCUCCAGACUCUGGGACCUUGACUCCCAAAGAAGAGCCAAACUUCACUUUCAUCUGAAGAUUAGAGCGCUUUUUAGGACUGAAACAACUGACAAGAAACCAAACGUUUUCAUGAAAUCCUUAAAUCUAGAGAUGGUGGAUGUUUCUGAUUUUUGUGGGGUUAUUCAAUUUACUUACUUUUUUGGCUGCAUCUUAUCAAGUUUUCUUAUCUAACAUCAUACAGUUUUUUUUUUUUUCAAAACAAUUCACAGUGACCUAAGUGAGCUCCUUUUUUCUAAGUUGUUUCACUGUUUUUUUCCACACCCCUCCAGGCGAAGAAAACCGUCUUUAAAGGCCUAAUGUAAAUCUGUUUCCUUUCACGCCAUGGGAAUCUUGACUGUAGAAUAUGAGCUCUUACCUGUUUUACAGCCUUCCUCUCUUGCUCUCUCUUUCUCUCUCUCUCUUUCUCUGGUAUGUAAGGCGUUUAAGUGUUGUACUAUGUAAUUUUGCUCGCUAAAUCUUGAUUUCUCUGAAAGUAUACAUCCUUAAGUACCUUUUUUAUCAUUAGCAGAAGAUUGUACAAUGAUUGCAAAUGUCUCUCUGUAUCUAAAAAGUGUCAGGACAUUAAAUAUUACAAAUUUAAGAUUUUUCACACAAUUGUUUGCGUUAGCAUAUAGACACUGACGGGGACUGCUGACCUUUUCCAUUAAGACAUUCCUUUCCAGUGUAACACACUCUGCAAAGAUACAGAUGCGUCGCCUUUCAUAUAAGACACUCAAGCAACAAUAUGCAAAGUCUGCAUGAUGCCUGAAGCCCCUAGACCUUACCAAGCCAGAACAGGCCUAUAUGAUACCCUCCCCUCCUCUCCCUCUCUGAGUAUCUCCCCCUGCAGUCAGCCCACAGACACACAGACAAACAGGACACCUGGUUGAUUUGUCAACUCUGGGCGUUUCCAAACAUUGCUCGUCUUGUAGAGCAAGUUGACUGAGGGGGAUCACAGACACUUCAGCAGAUCACCGGCACGAGAGCAAAGAGCAGCACAGCCAACAUGAGCAGGUAAGAGUCUGAUGCUCGUCAAUCAAAGCAGAAUAAAGACAGGAGGGUCAGAGAACGAGGGAGUGAAUGAGCAGAAUGAGCAGCAGCAAGACCAGCAGCUGAAAACAAGUUAAUUUGAUGGUAUGAUGGAUGAGAGUCCCAGAUUUACAGUGGUGGAAGAAGAAGAAAAAAAGUGGCCUGUGUUCAAGAUGUUUCACUCCUCAUGUAAGAGGAGUUGUUAUGCUUGUUUUCUACUAAAAAGACAAAAAGGCAGUGAUUUAAUAACUUUGCUUCCGCUUGCAGGUGCAUUUUGACAGAAUAAUCCUAUUUCUAGAGUUCACAUCAAGACUGGAUUGUCUGCAUUCAAUGUUCAUACAGAAAGAUAAACAUACACUGUCUCGAUGGCUUCAAUGAACUGACUUAAACUUUGUGUACAUUCAUUUCCUUUUUACGUUGACAGUAGUUUUUUAUCCAGUCACAGCUUUGUCAGAUUAAACCAGCUGUACUUGUCCGAAUAAAAGGCGCAUUAUCAUGAGUUUGAAAAUGUGUUACAACUGAGCAGCAGUAUAUCAGACAGUAACACUAAUGUGCACAAACUGAUUGUAGUUAUGUGUGUGUCCUGGUUUAAGUUUGUACUAAAACCGGAAAUCUUGAGUGUGUCAUUGUAGACCUUUCCACCUAAAGCCAUGUAGUUUCUUUGCACCUUCACACCGGAGAAGUUUUUACUGCCAUGUGGGGUGAUAUUUAGUAUAAUGUUGGCUCAUUCAGGGUUCAUAUAUUUUGGGCAGGUUAAUCUUUACAGGUAGAAUGUAAUUUUUUUAAAAUUUUAUAUUAAUGUCUAACUAUUCUCUUAAAUUUACAUGACAAAAAAAGACAAAAAGACCAUUUAAGGAGGUCUACGUAGUGACCUCAAUACCUAAAACUGGUGCUAGACGGUUGGUAUGAGCCAAGCCGACAGAAGUAACGGCCCUUUUUUCCCACAUUUUCCUCUUUUUUUUCAAAAUUUAAGGUACAUUUGAUGGUGACAAAGUAACAAGAAUGAAAUUUAUGGUCAGAAGACACUAUUUAGACAAACACAGAUUCCUUAGUCCACAGGCAAAAAUAGUCAAAACUGACACAAAUUGAAAGUUGGACACAGUGUGAAAGCUCGUCUCCCUUUGACCCCACUGACAUUAUCAAGAUAAUUCAAUCAAAGUGAGAUUCUUUCUGGGACAAAAUCCAAGACGUUCUCAAUCCACAUCAGGAUAAAGUAGAGGAGGUUUCAGUGAUGGCAUCAGAAGAAUAAAAAUGUGAUAAUUCAAUUGAACGAAAUACAAAAGCUAAUUAUGAUGUUAGCUUUCAUCAUGUUCCCCAAGACAUUAGUGUCCCAGAGCUGAAUAGCUCUGAUAUUACCUGCUACUUCUACUACAUCAGAAAUGUUAGACUGCAAGCUAGCGUAAAGAGGAGUGUGCAGAGCAGCGCUGUCUCUGCCCACCACUCAGAGGCCAAUUGCUAAUGAUCUGCUGGAGCUCUGCAGAAGAAAAAUCCUUGAAAUUGAUACAGGUAACAUGAUUUUGGCUAAAAUCUGGUAACACCACUGAUAGCCCUUUAAAUAGUAGAUCUCUAUGGACAAAGCAAUACCUCUAAUCUCUUUGCUGGUCUUUUCUGACACAUGAUUUCGUCCUGCUUUGUUGCUGCUGAUGGUUUUGUUUACGUUUGUGGGUCAUAAAAAAGCACCACUGUAAAUUUCAGUCUGUUUCCUAACCAGCUAAAAACUCCUCCCAGAGGUUUGAUAUGACAGUGAAUUAUUAUCUGCAAAACAAAAAAAAGUGUGAGUGCUUAUUUGCAUGCAAUACCAUCAUAUUGCUACAAGACAUUUCAGGCCACAGAUGAACUUGUUUUGCAGGAUUAAAAAUGAAGAAGAUUACAGAUUACAGUUGCAGUAACGGGAGGGGUUUGGGGUGACCGCAUCUGGGCUGUGGGUGUACAUGUUGUUCCUGUGUGAGCUGCUACAUGGAAAUUGAAAAGUAAGUUUUGCUGACUGUCACCGUGAAUUGUGACUGAAAUGUUGGUGCUGUUCGUGUUUGGAGCAAUCGAGGUCUGAUGAAUUCAAGAAGUUACUUUAAACAUGAAACUUUGUGUAAGAACUCGUGUCUCUCAGAUUUGAAUCCUGUAGUUUGGGCAAUAAUUUGAGUUAUCGGUCAGUAUCUUGCACCAGAAUUUUUACGGCACAUUAUGUCACUCAAGAGAGAAAUUGAAACGCGUCCAAGUUGCCGACAGAGCCAGCUCGCCUGCAGCUCGUGUCUGGACACAAUUAUGGUAAAUUCCAGGAGUUUACGAGUUUGUUGUUCCUUUUCUAACCAAUGAAUACUGUGAAACAAGAAAACAAGAGGAGGAGACAAGGACAGUAGUGAAAGGGGAGAGAAGGGGGAACAAAAUGUACUUGGCAUCACAGGCUGAAAACAAUAUGACAGAUUUAAUAAUAGGCUGUUAUCACAUUGGGUCAAAAGAAAAAGGUUUUGGUUAAAAAUAGGGAACCGACUCAACAGGUCUGAGUUACCUUUGCUUUUUGGGUCAAAAGUCAGACUUCCUGUUCUGCUCUUCAUGACAUCAGUCAAAAGUCUGCACUGUUGACUUAAUAGAUUUUCUGUUGGCUUUCUGUUACUGAAGUCAAAUUUGUAUUGCGUCUCUCUUCAACUCUGUUAAGAGGCAGUAAACAAACAUAGGCACCAGGCAUGUGUCGUCACAUGAAUUAACAGGAUUAUAAUGUUUUUCACCUUUGAAUGUGUGACUGUAGUGCAGUAACACAGCUUGAGCAAAUAGCGUCUGUUUGCACAGUGAGAACACCUCAUCAGCAGGUAAAGGCAACACUACACGAGGGAGUUAACGUAAAGCAGCUGUUUUUAAAAGAGUAGUAUUAUUACGUUUAUGCUAAAUACUUAGAGAGCAAAAAAUCACGUUUAAAAAAAAUUGUGAUAUCAGUUCAGACAGCGGCGGAACGGUUUUUCUGAAAAUUCAAGUCAUCCGACUGAUGACUUCUUCUCUCUGCAGAUGUCUGAUCAAGAAGGAGGAGGUGCAGGCGUUCAUCGUGAGGUGUAUGACAGCCGUGGGCACUAAGCAGCAUCACGCACAGAGUCUGGCUGAGGUGCUGGUGGAGGGGGACCACAGGGGACACUACAGCCAUGGGCUCAACAGGAUGGGUCAGUGAGGAGCUGGAGGGUUUCCACAUUCUGUUUCUGCAUGCCUGAAUAUGUGAUAUUGUAUUGUAGCAGAGUUUUAGUGCAAAAAAGGGGAGGAAAUUGGUAAACUGUGGUCAGUUAUCGAUCACACAGAUUAUAUAUUUUAGGUAAAUGUAUAUUUAGUCUGGUUUAGAUUAAAUAUUUCAGUACUUUUGUUACAUUUUCUACAUUUUAUGAUUUAUAAUAUGAACCAGGAACUUGUCUGUAAAAUAUGUAUCGGAUUAAAGAGGAAUGGUAGUAAUUUAUACCUCUCUGUACUUUCUUUACUGCAUGUGUACUUAUUUUCUUUAGUUUGCCAUCAACAUCCCUCAGUUGUAGAUUAACGUGUUCAUUGUCACUCUGUUUUUACAUCAGACAUGUAUGUAAAGGACAUUAAAUCGGGAAUCUGUGCCAAAGACGGCGAGCCGGAGUUGGAAAAAGAGAGUGCAGCCACAGCACUGGUGGACGGGAAAAACCUGCUGGGUCCUGUGGUGGGAAACUUCUGCAUGAAUAUGGCCAUAAAGAAAGCCAAAGAGGUCGGCGUUGGCUGGGUGGUGGCACAUGGUGAGUCCUACCCCCUAAAAACCCAGAUUAAAGUUCUGAUACUUAUGUUUACAAGAUACCUGAGCAAAGACAUGUAUGCAUUCGUCUAUUUGCAACAUCUUUGUGCAACACAUCCAACAUUACUUAGACGGAGGGCUAAUGGAUAUUCGCACCUGGCUGCUGUCUUUAAAUAAUCAGGUUAAAGUCUAAUUUUUGUAAAUUAGUGUCUUAAACCAAAGUGUUGACGUUGUAGAUGAAGGUUUGUAUUUAAGGAGACAAAGGUGUCAUUAGUCAUUUGUGUCUUUAGAUCAUUAAAGAUAAUAAGGUGAAAAGAAGAAUUGUCUUACAUGAAUUAAACGCCAGACUAUUUCUUGUUGGGGCUCUAGGGUGUUCUGAUUACUGCAAACAAAUUUAAUGCAUUUGAUCAGAAUUACAAAAAAAAAAAAAAAAAAAAAAUCCCAUUAUGUGGUUUAACAGUAGUAACCUAUUGAUGCCUUUUGAAGAGUUUUAACAUUAUCUCAGUAAAUGAUUGAAAUCUGUGAACAAAGGAAACAGUAAAAGUGUUUCGCUGAUUUUAUUUAUUCUGUCUUUUUUUAGGUUCCAACCACUAUGGUAUCGCUGGACAUUAUGCUCUGCUAGCUCUGAAAGAAAACAUGAUUGUAAGUUAAAAUGUUCAUCUACAACUAAGACUAACUUUGAUUUGUUUUACUUGUACAAUUAUUUUUAAUUCAUUCAAGUCAGAGCAAGUGUUUUUGUCUAAUUUUUGAUUAAAAUGUCUUAUUAGGUUUAAUGUGAGCCACAUUUACAAAACAAGUCAAGAAAAAUGUCUUCUUUUACCCGGACUAAUUUUAUCUGAUUUUAUCUGCUGACUGUUUUUUUUUUUUUUUAUUGUUUUGCCCUGUUGCUGGUUUUUACUUUUAUUGUUGUCUUGUUGUGCACUUUGAGAUUUGUUUUUAAAUGUAAAGUGCGUUACAAAUAAAAUCUAUUAUUAUUAUUAUUAUUAUUAUUAUUAUUAUUAUUAUUAUUAUUAUUAUUAUUAUGUUAUUUCAUACAACUUUUUUUUUUCUCAAGAAACUUAAAUAGUAUUUUUUUUAUUAUUAUUAUUCCAUUUAGCUCAUUACGAGCAGUUCAGGUCUUAUUUUUGGCAUGUCAAGAUCUAAGGAAAGGUGUUUUCUGGAUGACUGAAAAGUCUAAUAAGAAUAACUUGAUCACCGCAGGGCAUGUCAUUCACCAACACCUCCCCUCUGGUUGUUCCUACACGAGGAAAAGAGGUACAUUUAUUAUCUUUUUCUAGAGUCGGUCAAUUCCACAAACAACUCCUCAGUCUUUAUUUAUUUAACAAUGUGAGUCUGCUGUCUGCAGUGCACUUUGGGCACCAACCCCAUCAGUGUGGCAGCUCCUGCUGAUAAUGGAGACAGCUUUGUUCUGGACAUGGCCACAUCAGCAGUCGCACUCGGAAAGGUAAGAGAGCCAGUCAGUCAUUGUUUGCCCAAUGCCAUGACCUGGUUAUGGUUUAAGAAUCAUAACUAAAGUCAACCUGACACUUUCUUUCAUGUGUCACUGUCUUCUCUACACAGGUGGAGCUCCAUGAACGGCGUGGAGACCCCAUACCCGUGGGCUGGGGCUGUGACGCUGAUGGGAAUAUGACCAUUGACCCUAAAAGAGUCCUGAGCGGAGGGGGCUUGGUGCCGAUUGGGGGCAGUGAAGCAACAGGUCAGAGACGGCUGAUAAAUGUCUGCACAGGGAGGGAAAAGAUCCAGCUCCAGAUUACACAUCAAAAAAUCAUUACAGUUUCUCUGAGAGUCCAGGUUUUAGACAGUUUACCCUUAUUUAGAUGUACAUGAUGCCAUGCCAUAAUUAGGAACUUAAUUACACUGUUGAAUUCAGGCAGUAUGAUUAAGAGAAGGUAUCUUGUGUUUUACUAUUUUUCUGACAGACAUGUUAUAAUCGGUUCUCUCGUAAUAGUAUUUCUAAUCUUUAUUGUCCGAUAUUUAGAGCUAAAUUUGUUUUGCCCAGCCUCUCUCUUCAUAAAACAGCUGAUUUGUUGUGUGUGUGUGUGUGUGUGUGUGUGUUUGGGUUGUAACCCUCAGGAGGUUAUAAAGGCUACGGUUUGGGAAUGAUGGUCGAAAUCUUUUGUGGGAUCUUGGCCGGCGCCAAAUACAGCAAAAAUGUUCGCACGUGGAAAGUAACAGACCGUGUUGCUGACCUGGUAUGUUUUUGGUUUUUUUUGCCUUCAACUUCCGUUUUAAAUUGUGUUAUAUAGGGGGAAAACUAACCCAUAUUUACAAUAAAAAUGCCUCUUGUUCUAUUGUACAUCUUGUACAUGUACAUUGAGACACAAGCUCAAAUUUUCUAUAAUAUAAAAUACAUGUAAGAAAGGUAUGUAAAGCCUACACAUUCAGAUCAACAGAUAUCUACAUAAAACUGGCGGAAAGAAUCUGCUGAACCCAAAUCUGGAUCUAAAUGCAGCUCUUUGAUGGUGGACUAAACACAGGGCUUGCUGUCUGCAUUGUUUCAAUGUAGUUACAUUUUUGAAGAGAUACAAGCCAAGUUAUGUACGAAGGUUCCUGGGCAGGUACGGGAUUAUGUGAACCUGUAUGCCAGAGUGUGGAUUCAAGAGUGUAGAUAUAAACUGGUUUGACACCUAAAAAUUCUAAACCGUUAUGUCAAUGGUCUUGUUUGCUUUUAAAGGUCAAAAAGAGGCCUGACUGUGAAAUUCUCUCUGUUUCAUUUCCACUAUACCCGUUUAACUGUACCCUUCUUGCUUUGUAGUUUAUUGUUUCCAGAAUAUUCAAGCAAGAAAAAAAUGUCUUCUUCCAGAUAAUUUUAAUGUCGUUUUCAUAUUAAGAGAUGCGUACAUCAGAUUCCUAUUGUCAAACUGGGCAGAGCACUGAGUUUCAAAUUGACAACAGAAAUGAGACACUUAAUUUGAUUACAUUGAGAAGAGAGUUCUUGAAAUUACAUUGAGGACUAUGAUGUCAGAAACGGGCUGGUUUUUAGUCAAAACCAGUGACGGAACCUGACAGGUGAAUGGGUUUUAGAAGCAGAGUGUUUGACAGCCACGCUUAUCUAAGAGAUAAGCACAAUCAACUAAGCUGACGUAGAGUGUGAUAGCACAUGUUGUGUCUCUCGUUCCGUUCACUGUUUGUUUGGAUCAGUUCACCACGUUGACAUCACUCACUUUGUAUUUACAGGGUCAGUGUUUUGUGGCAAUCAACCCAGAAAACUUUGCUCCGGGGUUCAAUGGCAGGAUGACAGAAUUGCUUGGCAUCCACAGAGGGAUGGAUCCAGUGAGUGCUGCUGCUGCUGCUGAUGAUGAUGAUGAUAUGAAACAGACACUUAAAGUUCGGUUCUGUCACUGAGCUUGGUGUAGUGAAUGCUGCUUGUCUCUACAGGCGGACCCUCACUGUCCUGUUCUGGCGGCUGGAGAUCCAGAGAGGAUGAACAUGAAGAAGUGUGACGACAUGGGCGGUAUCCCCUACCACAUUAAUGUCGUCAACUACAUGGUAAGAGAUCGAUUAUCAAGUGAAACAUGUCAAAAUAGUUGAUUAAACUCUAUAGCUAUAUGGACCAAUUUUCUGCUUUUACACCUAACUGUACUUUUUUUUAAUAGUGUGAAAUUUGAGCACAUUCAAUCUUCCUCACAAACCUCAAUAGCAAAGCAAAUAUUUACACCUCUCUAAAUGUUUUACUUUUGCAUUAAGGACAUAACCUUUGACUCCACUUUGCUUUUGAUCACUGCAGAACGAAUGUGCGCAGAAGAUCGGAGUGAGCGAGCUGCUGCCAUGUGACAAAAUCAUCUCCAAUUAGUGACUUCAGUCAAGACCUCGGACUCAUAUGUGUAUCAGGACAUUAAGCUCUGUUAGUACUCAUUUCAUGUGAUGGCAAUCAUAUUUCUUAAUUAUACCAACACUUUUUUAGUAUUUUAAAUAGUUAUAAAUUAUUAAAACUUUAAUGAAAAAUUACAUUUUACAAAGUUUCAUCAGAUAAAAAUUGUACUAUUUAAUAUUUUUUCUAUUUUUAUGGGACCCCUUCAAAAUAAAAAUAUAUAUUUUAAAUAUUUUUUAGUUGGAAGAUACAACCUCCAAAUCCUAGUUUGUACGCUGUACCUCUGAAAGCAAAUACGCACAUGAUUUUUAUAAGCUUUUUAAUUGGCUAUGAAUGAGUUUAUAUUCUGUUUACUGUAGGGGACUCCAAAAAUUCCCUUUUUAUUCAAUAAAAGCAGAUAAAUCUUUUUUUUCCACUCAGAUAUGUUAUUUGUGCUGUGUGCCAGCUGUGUCUUAAGUUCAGUGUUUUCUUAUUAAAUGGACACUUAUUGUAUUGCUGAUUUUUUCGCUUCAUCUUUAUGACAAACAGCAAAAGAGUUACUGGCAUUUAACCACCAGGUGGUGCCAACAGUGUUUGUAUAUCUGCACUUUCUACAGGUGAUGUUUCUUGUGCUGCUAAAAACUCAACAGCCAAAAAGGGUUGUGAUUAAGAAACAAUGCUGCAGUUAUAUGAAACCCAGCAGCUUAGUAAAGCAAACAAACAAUAAUAAUAAUAAAAGCCAAUAAGUGCCUGAAAUUAAAAAUUAACCUCUGAAACGUAGAGAUCAACAGUGUUGUUUGUUUGGGUUUCUUGUUAAUGUGUUCAUGGUGUUAUUUAUGUGACUCAAAGAUCAAUUUGUACCUCAUAGUCAAAUACAAAAGUGACCUUUGACCAUUCUGACCAGGUGAAAAACCUUAAGCUUGCACUCAAACUUUACACCACUGGGGGGAGACAAAGUUUGUAUAAACUCAUGACUACUCAUGGAAGGUAUUUGAUGGAUGUGUGCUGUUCAUGAGGAGACUUUUCAUAGGAGGUAGAUUUUAAAACAAAUCCCCACAUGUCAUGAUAUGACUGUACAUAUGGUACUGUUGCCAUGGAAACGGUCAAGUAUACUGCGUAAAGUUGAUGUCAACUUAGAUACCAAAAUAAUACAAUACUGAGGUUAUUUGUUAUUCCAUUUUUUAAUAUUUUUAACCCUGCAGUGUUUUCAUAAAUUAUGGGACAUCAGCAAGGAAAUGUUUUCUUGAAGAUUUCUAAAAAAUCAAAAUGCUGUUCAAAAUGUGCAGAAUCGAUUGUGUAAAUCUGGUUGUAGUUAAAAUAUCUACUCUUCGGAAUAAACAGCGAUGUGUACUUCAGUUUAGUGUUGCUUGUACGUAUUUCAGUCUCAUGUCAAACUCUCAGGAUGAGGUUAUUAUUUUGCACAGAAAAGCCUCCGGCAAACUUGAAAGUUCCCCAAUCCUGUUGAAAUUGAAUCCACACCUUAAACAGUAACUAAAAAUGACUAAAGGAGAGGCUCAGAGGCACAAGGAGGACUGGGCAGUGACAGAUGCCCAGAUCAGGACCUUAAUCUCCCAUGCCAAAAGUCCUGGCACUCGGCCCUGGAUCCUGGAUGUCCCGUUAACACUCGGCCAGCCGCAGACAAAAGGAGAAAUCAACAAAUCAAUGGGCUUUCAGCUCCACCGGGGGAGGUGCUGGUGUUUGGGGUGGGGGGUGUAAGUGAGUUCUGGGCUGCACUGGACAAGUGUGCGAGUG
Messenger RNA from Xyrichtys novacula (pearly razorfish), 15234 nucleotides. NCBI's taxonomy places the organism in Eukaryota, Metazoa, Chordata, Actinopteri, Labriformes, Labridae. The record is from the annotation of a GenBank genome assembly.